UUAUGUUGUAUGUUAAUUAAUAUUCUGUGUCCAAAAUGAGCUCCUGGCGUGACAGUAUCAAUAGUCUACCGGGCGCUGUUGCCCAAUUUGUCAACGAGAGUGCAUCCACAGCCACAAGCUAUCUGCACUCUCAGUCGAGCGCCUCCGAGGAGAGUGCUCCACAGCACACCGACUACAAGGCGUUGCCGAUUCCCGCGUCCCUGGUGAAGGAACAGUGGCGCCUGAUCUUCACCUCCGAUGCCAAUAUCCAGGACUUGCAGGCGGCCAUUGCGCACUGUCGCGAUCUCGUCCUGCUGAGCGACGAGUGCAGCGAGGAGCGACGCUGGCUGGUGCGUCAUCUGGUGGACUUGCGCUACUCCCUGCAGGAGCUGGAGCAGGCACAGGCUGCUUCCAGCGAUUAUGUGAUGCUGAUGAAUGCCAUCAAGUCGGUGGUGGGCCAUCACUUUGUGCCCCAUCAGCCGAGUGCACGCAACCGGCUGGCGUUAGCUAAGCGCUACUAUUGCGACCACUGCACGGGCAUCAUCUGGCGGCUGGUGCAGGCCGCCUACAUCUGCAGCGACUGCAGCUAUCUGGUGCAUCAGAAGUGCAUUGACAGUGUGCAGCGGGUGUGUGCCCAUGUUCUUGCCUCGGAGCGACAGUAUCCCAUCUCCGAUAUCUGCCCAGAGAUUGGCUUGGCCGCGCAGCGCUACAAGUGCGCCGAAUGCGCUACGCUGAUCAAUUUCAAGAACUCGUGGAUUGAGCCACGCCUAUGUGAUUAUCGUGGUCUCUACUAUUGUCCGUCAUGUCACUGGAAUGAUCGGUUCAUUGUGCCGGCGCGAAUUGUCCACAAUUGGGAUUUUACGCCGCAACGUGUGUCGCGCACAGCUCUGCAGGAGAUUCGGUUGUUUUUGGAGAAGCCACUCAUACGGCUGGAAGAGGAGAAUCCCAAGUUGUUUGUCUUCCUCGAGAAACUGUGCACCGUCAAGAAAUUGAGACAGAAUCUGGUGCAUAUGCGUCACUAUCUCGCUGCCUGUAAGGUGGCCGUGGAGCAGAAGCUCGUCGAUCAACAGCUGGGCAGGCGUCGCCAUUUGGCGCAGUCCAAUGAGUUUUACUCGCUGAGCGAUCUCGUUCAGGUGGAAUCGGGCGCCUUGUCGGAAUUUCUGCAAGGCGUCUUCAAGGUGUUCGGCACACACAUCCGUGCCUGCAGCAUGUGCCUUGCCAAGGCGUACAUCUGUGAGAUUUGCAGCAACAACGAGGUGAUCUUUCCCUUCGACGACGGCUGCAUCAAGUGCGACCAAUGCAACUCCAUUUACCAUCGCGUCUGCUUGACCCGCAAGAAUAUGAUCUGCCCCAAGUGUAUGCGCAUCCAGGAGCGUCGCCUGCAGCUGGACCAACAGCAGGCGGACAAGGAAAGUGCCAACAGUGAUAACGAGGCAUCCGAUGCACUGCAGCCGGUGGAUAACGCAACGUAACCCGUGCACAUAAAAUGUUGUU
This is a messenger RNA of Drosophila grimshawi, 1473 nucleotides long. It is a transcript of the gene DEF8, whose product is annotated as differentially expressed in FDCP 8 homolog. The transcript is spliced from 2 exons. Lineage: Eukaryota; Metazoa; Arthropoda; Insecta; Diptera; Drosophilidae. The coding region runs from base 36 to 1451 and encodes 471 amino acids. The record is from RefSeq and is a predicted model, not a curated record.